This is a messenger RNA of Amblyraja radiata (thorny skate), 8412 nucleotides long. RefSeq names its product spectrin, beta, non-erythrocytic 1 (gene sptbn1). Gene Ontology annotation, molecular function: phospholipid binding; structural constituent of cytoskeleton; actin binding. NCBI's taxonomy places the organism in Eukaryota, Metazoa, Chordata, Chondrichthyes, Rajiformes, Rajidae. Bases 270 to 7346 code for a protein of 2358 amino acids. Gene Ontology annotation, cellular component: spectrin. The transcript is spliced from 37 exons. The record is from RefSeq and is a predicted model, not a curated record.
UCCCCUCCCCUCCCCUCCAGCCUGUGUCACUGCCCAGUCAAUCAGUGCUUCAGCUUUUGCUCCACGGUGCGGAUUCUUCCACCCCUGGCUCCGGCUCUCACUGCUUCACAUUUCUCGCUUCUCCUUUGGGCAAAGAAACCAUCCACGUAGCAACAGAUCACAGUUUCUGACUGAACCUACAGCCAACACCUGCAAAACAGUGCUUAAAUUACUAUCACAGAACUUCUUGUGAAGGGCAGCUAAUGUUGAGAGGCAGCUAGGAAAGCAGGAUGACGGCAAUAGCAACGGACUACGACAACAUUGACAUUCAGCAGCAGUACAGUGAUGUCAAUAAUCGCUGGGAUGUGGAAGAAUGGGAUAAUGAAAACAGCUCUGCUCGACUCUUUGAAAGAUCUCGUAUUAAGGCCUUAGCAGACGAACGUGAAGCUGUUCAAAAGAAAACUUUCACAAAAUGGGUGAAUUCACACUUGGCACGAGUGUCUUGCAGAAUCACAGAUUUGUAUACAGACCUGCGCGAUGGCCGAAUGCUGAUCAAACUGCUCGAAGUCCUGUCAGGAGAAAGACUUCCUAAGCCAACAAAAGGACGAAUGAGAAUCCAUUGUCUUGAAAAUGUUGACAAAGCCCUUCAGUUCCUUAAGGAGCAAAGAGUACAUUUGGAAAACAUGGGAUCUCAUGAUAUUGUGGAUGGAAACCAUCGACUGACUCUUGGUCUGAUCUGGACUAUCAUUCUCCGAUUCCAGAUCCAGGAUAUCAGUGUUGAAUCAGAAGACAAUAAGGAAAAGAAAUCUGCAAAAGAUGCCCUGCUUUUGUGGUGCCAGAUGAAAACCGCAGGCUACCCCAAUGUCAACAUUCACAACUUUACCACCAGCUGGAGGGAUGGCAUGGCAUUCAACGCUGUUAUCCACAAGCACAGGCCGGAUCUGAUUGAUUUCGACAAACUUAAAAAGUCUAAUGCACACUACAAUCUCCAGAAUGCUUUCAACCUUGCAGAGCAACACCUUGGCCUCACUAAGCUGUUGGACCCCGAAGAUGUCAGUGUUGACCACCCCGAUGAGAAGUCGAUCAUCACCUACGUGGUGACAUACUACCACUACUUCUCCAAGAUGAAGGCCCUGGCUGUGGAAGGAAAACGUAUUGGCAAGGUUCUUGACUAUGCGAUUGAGACUGAAAAAAUGAUUGAAAAGUACGAGUCCUUGGCAUCUGAUCUACUGGAGUGGAUUGAACAGACUAUCACCAUCCUGAAUAAUCGCAAAUUUGCCAAUUCACUCAUUGGUGUUCAGCAGCAGCUACAAGCAUUUAAUACAUAUCGCACUGUUGAAAAACCCUCAAAGUUUACAGAAAAGGGAAACCUGGAAGUUUUGCUUUUUACCAUUCAAAGCAAAAUGAGAGCAAACAAUCAGAAAGUCUACAUGCCACGGGAAGGCAAGCUCAUCUCAGAUAUCAACAAGGCCUGGGAAAGACUGGAAAAAUCUGAACACGGACGAGAACUGGCAUUAAGGACUGAGCUGAUCAGACAAGAAAAGCUGGAACAACUUGCAAGGCGAUUCGAUCGUAAAGCUGCUAUGAGGGAGACUUGGCUGAGUGAAAACCAGCGCCUUGUUUCGCAGGACAAUUUUGGUUUUGAUCUCCCAGCUGUGGAGGCUGCUACCAAGAAGCACGAAGCUAUAGAGACAGAUAUUGCUGCAUAUGAAGAGCGAGUGCAAGCAGUGGUGGCUGUGGCCAAGGAACUUGAAGCAGAGAACUACCAUGAUAUCAAACGGAUCACAGCGAGGAAAGAAAACGUCUACAGGCUUUGGGAAUACCUACUGGAAUUGUUGCGUGCCCGUAGGCAUCGGUUAGAAAUGAACCUCAAUUUACAAAAGAUUUUCCAGGAAAUGUUAUAUAUUAUGGACUGGAUGGAUGAAAUGAAGGUGCUGUUGCUGUCUCAAGACUAUGGGAAACAUUUGCUUGGUGUGGAAGAUCUCCUGCAGAAACAUGCACUCGUUGAAGCUGACAUCGCUAUUCAGGCUGACAGAAUCAAAGGUGUCAAUGCUUCUGCUCGGAAAUUUGCUUCUGAAGGAGAAGGUUACAAACCAUGUGAUCCACAGGUCAUUCAUGAUCGUGUAACUCACCUGGAAUUCUGUUACCAAGAACUUUGUCAGCUGGCUGCUGAACGAAGAGCUCGCUUGGAAGAGUCCCGACGCCUCUGGAAGUUCUUUUGGGAGAUGGCAGAGGAAGAAAGCUGGAUCCGUGAAAAAGAACAGAUUCUUUCAGCAGCUGACUACGGCAAGGAUCUGACGAGUGUGAUUCGCCUUCUGAGCAAGCACAAGGCAUUUGAGGAUGAAAUGAGUGGACGACGUGGACCUCUUCAACAGACGAUAAAAGAAGGUGAUGCAAUGGUAGCUGAGGAGCACUUUGGAUCAGAGAAGAUUAAGGAACGGAUUCAGGACAUUCAGGAUCAGUGGGCCCACCUUGAUGAGCUGUCUGCAAUUCAGAAAAAGCGAUUGGAGGAAGCUGCUAACGUUCACCAGUUUAAGGCUGAUGGUGAUGAUAUUGAUGUGUGGAUGUUAGAUAUUUUGCGAAUUGUCUCCAGCAAUGAUGUUGGCCAUGAUGAAUACUCCACUCAAGCCCUAGUGAAGAAACACAAAGAUGUGGGUGAGGAGGUUGCUAGCUACAGACAAAUCAUUGAUUCACUACAUGAACAAGGACGAAGUUUGCCUGAUGAGUACUACAAUUCACCAGAGGUGGAAGGUAGAUUGGCUGAUAUUGAGGAACGUUACAAGGAGUUAGCUGAGCUGGCACGACUUCGUAAACAAGCCCUUCAGGAUGCACUGUCGCAGUACAAGAUGUUCAGUGAAGCAGACGCUUGUGAACUGUGGAUCGAUGAGAAAGAGCAUUGGCUGAACAACAUGGAGAUCCCAGAAAAGCUUGAAGAUCUUGAAGUUAUCCAACACAGGUUUGAAAGUCUAGAGCCAGAGAUGAACAACCAGGCUUCUCGUAUCGCAGUGGUGAACCAGAUAGCUCGACAGUUGAUCCACAGUGGUCACCCAAGUGAAAAGGAAAUCAAAGCACAGCAAGAUAAGCUAAAUACAAGGUGGAGUAAAUUCCGUCAACUUGUGGACCAAAAGAAAGAUGCACUCAAUUCCGCACUCAGCAUUCAGAACUACCACCUGGAAUGCAAUGAAACUAAAUCCUGGAUUAGGGAAAAGACCAAAGUCAUUGAGUCCACGCAAGAUCUGGGCAAUGAUCUUGCUGGUGUCAUGGCUCUCCAAAGGAAAUUAACUGGAAUGGAACGAGAUUUAACAGCAAUUGAAGCUAAACUAGAUGACCUGCAGAAAGAAGCCGAAAGACUUGCUGCUGAGCAUCCUGACCAGGCACAAGCUAUUAUGAGCCGUCUUGCAGAAAUCAGUGAUGUCUGGGAAGACAUGAAAAGUACUUUAAAGAAUCGAGAAGAAUCACUUGGUGAAGCAAACAAACUUCAGCAAUUCUUACGUGAUCUGGAUGACUUCCAGUCCUGGCUCUCAAGAACUCAAACUGCUAUUGCUUCUGAAGACAUGCCAAACACGCUGGCAGAAGGAGAAAAGCUACUCACCCAACAUGAAAACAUCAAAAAUGAAAUUAACAAUUAUGAGGAAGACUAUCAGAAAAUGCGAGACAUGGGUGAAAUGGUAACGCAGGGACAAACAGAUGCACAAUACAUGUUCUUACGCCAGCGCCUGCAAGCUUUGGACACUGGAUGGAAUGAACUGCACAAGAUGUGGGAGAAUAGACAGAAUCACCUGUCCCAAUCUCAUUCAUACCAAUUAUUCUUAAGAGAUACAAAGCAAGCAGAAGGAUUCCUCAACAACCAGGAAUAUGUGUUGGCACACACUGAAAUGCCCACAACAUUAGAAGCUGCAGAAGCUGCCAUUAAGAAACAGGAAGACUUCAUGACUACAAUGGAUGCUAAUGAAGAUAAGAUCAACGGAGUGGUGGAGACAGGCAGGCGGCUGGUCAGUGAUGUGAAUAUUUAUUCUGACAAAAUCCAGGAAAAGGUUAAUUCUAUCGAUGAAAGGCAUAAAAAGACCCGUGAAGGUGCCAGUGAACUUCUAAUGCGUUUGAAAGACAAUAGAGGUCUACAGAAAUUUCUUCAAGACUGUCAGGAACUGUCCCUCUGGAUUAGUGAGAAGAUGCUCACUGCCCAGGACAUGUCCUAUGAUGAAGCCAGGAACUUGCACAGUAAAUGGCAGAAGCAUCAAGCUUUUAUGGCAGAGCUUGCAUCAAAUAAAGAAUGGCUCGAUAAAAUUGACAAGGAUGGAAUGCAACUGAUUGCAGAAAAACCAGAGACCGAAGUGGUUGUGAAAGAGAAGCUCACUGCUCUGCAUCAUUCGUGGGAAGAUCUCGAAUCUACAACCCAGGCCAAAGCCCAGCGUCUGUUUGAUGCCAAUAAAGCCGAACUUUUUACACAGAGCUGCGCUGAUUUAGACAAAUGGGUGCACAACCUGGAAGGGCAGCUCCAAUCUGAUGAUUAUGGCAAGGACCUUACGAGUGUCUCUAUCCUUCUCAAGAAACAACAGAUGUUGGAAAAUCAAAUGGAAGUGCGGAAGAAAGAGGUGGAUGAAUUGAAGUCUCAGGCCAAGGUAUUAAGCCAAGAAGGUAAAGAUACCGAUGAGGUGGACUGCAAGCGCACCAUAGUUGAAAAUAGAUUCACACAAUUAUUGGAACCACUGCGUGAAAGGAAAAGUUACUUGUUGGCAUCGAAGGAAAUUCAUCAAUUCAACAGAGAUCUGGAGGAUGAAAUUCUGUGGGCUGAAGAACGCAUGCCUCUUGCAACAUCCACUGAUCAUGGCCACAACCUCCAGACUGUGCAGAUGCUGAUUAAGAAAAACCAGACGCUUCAAAAAGAAAUUCAAGGCCAUAAACCCCGAAUUGAUGAUAUAUUUGAGAGAAGCCAAAGUAUGGUAACUGCUGACACCCCAAGCGCUGAAGCUAUUCAGCAGAGAUUAUCAGAUCUACGGGAACUUUGGACCUUAUUGUCAGAAGAAACCGAGAAGCGGCACAAACGCUUGGUGGAGUCACACAAAGCCCAGCAGUACUAUUUUGAUGCUGCAGAGGCUGAAGCUUGGAUGAGUGAACAAGAAUUGUACAUGAUGUCAGAAGAGAAAGCGAAGGAUGAGCAGAGUGCAGUGAUGAUGUUGAAAAAACAUCAGAUUUUGGAGCUGGCAGUGGAAGAUUAUGCUGAGACUGUUCAUCAACUCUCAAAGACAAGCCGAGCUCUAGUUGCUGAUGGGCAUCCAGAGAGUGAACGGAUCAGUAUGCGGCAAUCUCAGGUGGAUAAGCUUUAUGCUGGACUGAAAGACUUGGCUGAGGAGAGAAGAGGGAAACUUGAUGAGAGGUACCGCCUUUUCCAGCUGAACAGGGAGGUGGAUGAUCUGGAGCAGUGGAUCGCAGAACGUGAAGUGGUCGCUGGAUCACAUGAGCUUGGACAGGACUAUGAGCAUGUUACGAUGCUACAAGAAAGGUUCCGUGAAUUUGCACGUGAUACUGGUAAUAUUGGUCAAGAGCGUGUUGACAGUGUGAACCAUAUGGCGGAUGAGCUGAUCAAUUCUGGACAUUCUGAUGCUGCCACCAUUGCUGAGUGGAAGGAUGGACUCAAUGAGGCCUGGGCAGAUCUCCUUGAGCUUAUUGACACUAGAACACAAAUCUUGGCAGCUUCCUACGAAUUGCACAAAUUUUACCACGAUGCUAAGGAAAUUCUUGGACGAAUUCAAGACAAGCACAAGAAGCUCCCAGAGGAACUUGGGCGAGAUCAGAACACGGUGGAAGCAUUGCAGAGGAUGCAUACAACAUUUGAACAUGACAUUCAGGCUCUUGGAACCCAGGUGAGGCAGCUGCAGGAAGAUGCUUCCCGCCUCCAAUCUGCUUAUGCUGGUGACAAGGCUGACGACAUUCAGAAACGUGAAACAGAAGUUUUAGAAGCAUGGAAAACCCUGCUUGAUGCAUGUGAAGCUCGGAGGGCAAAGCUUUUUGACACUGGUGACAAGUUCCGCUUCUUCAGCAUGGUGCGUGAUCUAAUGCUUUGGAUGGAAGAUGUCAUUCGGCAAAUUGAAACCCAGGAAAAACCAAGAGAUGUUUCAUCAGUGGAAUUGCUAAUGAACAACCACCAAGGCAUCAAGGCUGAAAUUGAUGCUCGUAAUGACAGUUUCACAACAUGCAUUGAACUUGGCAAGUCACUCCUAGCAAGAAAGCAUUACGCAUCAGAAGAGAUUAAAGAGAAGUUGUUACAGCUAACGGAUAAGAGGAAAGAAAUGAUAGACAAAUGGGAGGACAGAUGGGAGUGGCUCAGAUUAGUUUUGGAAGUACAUCAGUUUGCCAGAGAUGCAGGUGUGGCAGAAGCCUGGCUUCUUGGCCAAGAGCCGUACUUGUCUAGUCGGGAAUUGGGUCAGAGUGUGGAUGAGGUGGAGAAACUGAUUAAGAGGCAUGAGGCAUUUGAGAAAUCAGCAGCCACGUGGGAUGAAAGAUUUUCAGCAUUGGAGAGACUGACAACGCUGGAAUUGCUUGAAGUACGUAGAAAGCAAGAAGAAGAAGAGAGGAAGAGACAACCAUCACCACAGCCAACCCUGCCGUCAUCUGAUGAAUCCAAAUCACCACAGCAGUGGGAUGGGGCUCGAGAAGGAGAACACAAGGGCUUACCGUCAGACCAGGAAUCGCCACGGAUAUCUGAUACAAUUGAGGGAAGUGAGAUGGUAAAUGGCACCACUGAACAGAGAACCAGUUCCAAAGAACCCAGUCCUACAGGAUCACCAACUUCAGAUCGUAAAACCAAGUCUUCACCUUUGCAGUCUCAAUCUGCUACUUUACCUGUCAAGUCACAAGAAAGUCCCUCAGCACAGAUGGAAGGCUUCCUGCAUCGCAAACAUGAAUGGGAAGCACACAAUAAGAAAGCGUCAAGCAGAUCUUGGCACCACGUAUAUUGUGUUAUAAACAACCAGGAGACGGGUUUUUAUAAAGAUGCAAAGAAUGCUAGUUCAGGGAUCACAUAUCAUGGUGAGGUUCCAAUAAGCCUAAAGGAAGCACUGUGUGAGAUAGCUGUUGACUACAAGAAGAAGAAGCAUGUUUUUAAACUAAAGUUGAGCGAUGGCAAUGAAUAUCUCUUCCAAGCCAAAGAUGAUGAGGACAUGAACGGCUGGAUUCAAGCUAUCACUUCUGCUGUGUCUACUGACAAAAGUGAGACACCUCCAAGUGCCCAGAGUACUCCGGCAGCUAGUCGUGCCCAGACCCUGCCAGCAAGUGUGGUGUCAACUGGUGAAUCUAGCCCUGGCAGACGUGAGAAAGACAAAGAUAAAGAUAAAGAGAAGAGAUUCAGUCUGUUUGGCAAGAAGAAGUAGAGGAAACUCUUAGCCUGCAUUUCAUAUACUUCCAAUAAAACUCCAGCAUGAGCAUUUAGAACCAAUACAUUAUACCCUGUGCCUAAUGUCCUCAAGCCAGUUAUUUCUAAUUAACCAAGAGUAUCAGAGUGUUGCUAAUCUUUAGAAUGUGAGGUACAUUGGGCAGCUUUCAUUUAAAAACGAAAGGACCAGUUGUUGAUGAUUUGUAUGUAGUUUAGGGUCCAAGCAUCUAAAUCUCUCCUCAAUUUUGUGAGGCUGUCUUGGAAGUAAAUCAAUCUACGUCCAUGAGCUACUGGAAUGCAAGGCGGCAAUGCUUUUCAAAACUUUUAUUGUGCACAUGGAAUGUGUAUUAAAAAAAAACAAAAUACUUGUCCAAUUCCAUUUACUAAAGUUGCUAUGCCGAGUCUUGACUAGUAAAAACUUCCAUCCCCAUUUAUUUAAAAAAAAAUAUUGUAUCAUCUUUACUAUAACAAAAGCAAAUGCAUUAAUUUGCAUUUUAAUUCAAAAAAACCAAGUUAGCCUGGCAGCAGAUAUUAACAAAAACUGCUGGCUCUUGCACAGCAAGCGUAAUUAAAGAAUGUUGGUAUAUAAGAAUGAAUUCGUAUACUGAUUCACUUUUAAAUAAUCUGUAAUUUUAACAAAUUUUUUUUGUUGCUCAGUUGCAUUAUACUGUAUGUUUCAAAUAAUUCUGUUACAAAUAUAAAACUUUAGAUGUAUAUUAAACCCGUUCCAGGCAUUGAUGUUAAGUGUUGAAGUGGGGAUUCAUUCUUUGGAAAAGUAAUGUUACUGAAAUGGUUAUAUGCUUGUUGGCUAAAGCACUGCGUGUUAUAAUUUUGCUACAUUACAUUACUAUUUGAUACAUAGUGUGUAUUUCUGUCCCUGUAACUAUUAUACUGAAAAUUUCAUCUUACUGCACAAUCAGGAUACAUAAUAGGAAUGAUUCCUUGCAAAGGGUGGGCCUGUAGACAUAUAGUACAACAGGUUUUCAGCUACAUGGGACUGUACAUGUAGACUUACCUUAUCCGUUUUAAAAAUGUGCGAUGUCAUUAAAUGCUUUUAAAACUUA